AUGUUUUCGAAUAGACUUCCAAAAAUAUCCCUCUGUAAACCUGUAUUUAAAAUUAUCUUUGGAAAGCCAACUCCAACAGUAGCCUUUUCUCAUUACAUCUCUAGACGUUUAUAUUCGCCUCGUAUAAGGUACAAUACUAAUGAAAAUAACAUUUCCAAUCCGAAUGCAUACUAUUAUGAACAUAAUAACUCAUUUUCAAAUACAAACCCACAAUACAAUAACAACGAUCAGAAACCACCAGACUAUUAUGCCGGUAUUUUGAAUCAACCUACGCUUGUUAUUGAACGUAAAUUUGAAGCAUUUAACAUUUUUCUGGGGGUCGAACAGGCUAAUAAGUAUAGAAUUUUGGAUGUCAAUGGGAAUCAAUUGGGUUAUAUACUUGAAAGUUUGGAAUCUUUCCCCGCAGUUAUUAAAAGACAACUAUUUAGAACACAUAGAUCUUUCCAAAUCGAUGUUUUCGAUAAUUUUGAUAAUAAAAUUUUAAGUUUUACAAGGCCCUUCAGGUUUAUCAACUCAUAUAUCCAGGCAGUAAGUGAUAACAAUUCUUCUAAUGGUACACCUCAUGUCUUGGGGGAAAGUAGACAGGUCUGGAAUUUGCUGAGAAGAAAGUAUGAGUUAUUUGAGACCGCCAAUUCUACCGUUUCCAGCUCAAACGGAGCUCCAGCUUUCAAUCAAUUCGGAUAUGUUGAUGCACCAUUCUUGAGUUUUGAAUUUAAUGUACAAGAUAUAAACGGACUUAUUAUAGGUGGUGUGGAUAGAAAUUGGGUAGGUUUGGCAAGAGAAUUUUUCACCGAUACAGGUGUUUAUGUUGUUCGAUUUGACAGUUCAAUGUGUUACGAAGGAAUCUAUCCGGAUUCAAUGUUGAAUAAAUCCAAAAAAUUGUCCUAUAAUGAACGAUGUACUCUUUUGGCUAUGGCCAUCAGUAUUGAUUUUGAUUAUUUUAGCAGACAUUCUACUUCAAAUGGUGGAAUUAUUUCCACAACAGAUGAUAUAUAA
Molecule: messenger RNA, 996 nt
Organism: Saccharomycodes ludwigii
Lineage: Eukaryota; Fungi; Ascomycota; Saccharomycetes; Saccharomycodales; Saccharomycodaceae
Gene: AIM25
Product: Aim25p
Exons: 1
Coding region: 1-996 (331 amino acids)
Biological process (GO): plasma membrane phospholipid scrambling
Cellular component (GO): plasma membrane
Molecular function (GO): phospholipid scramblase activity
Source: RefSeq, a predicted model, not a curated record